Molecule: messenger RNA, 943 nt
Organism: Protomyces lactucae-debilis
Lineage: Eukaryota; Fungi; Ascomycota; Taphrinomycetes; Taphrinales; Protomycetaceae
Exons: 1
Coding region: 127-687 (186 amino acids)
Source: RefSeq, a predicted model, not a curated record
CAUCAAGACUCAAGACACCAAGACACCAAACGUGACCAAAGCACAUACCAUAUACAUCCCCUACACAAGGGCCCGACUCUCAUUCAACCGUCCAACACACUUCACGACCACACAACCAAAACCGCCAUGCCUGCCUCGAAGCGCACACUCAUUGCCGCAUCGGCCUUGGCAACACUCACUUGCCUCUUUGUCUUUAACGGCGUCUUCCCAACAGUCGCCGUACAGGAUGUCACAGACGCAGCCCGAGUAUUUGAACAAGACGCGCUUGCAGCCUACCAUCAGGCCCUUGUAUACAGCACGCCAGAGACACAUCUCCCAAGCUACCCGACACGUAGCAACGGACGUAAACAAGUGCCGAUGCACAGAAACCCACGUCCACCUGUCUGGGAUGAGCUGCCGGUUCGUAUGGAUGCAGACCCGCUUUCUCCCUCUGCAGCUCAAGAGACCAUCCCUGUCAAUCCACUCCCUUCACCCACUGCUGUUGCGCCGCUGCAAAGUGAGCCGAGUGCGUUGCAAGAAGACAGACAAAUACUACACUCUGCAGAGGAGGUCACUGCGCCAUUCAGCAAUAACGAAGCGGCGGAAGCAUCAGGGCCUCGCGAUUCAACGGUCGUGUACAACGUUACACCAGAGGAUCUUGAGGAUUUCGUCGCUAUGGCGGGUGAAGGCGCCAGCUUUGCCUUUUGAAAGGAUUUCAUCAACCAACGAUAACACACAACAAACAUGGCCUUAGAAGCCCAUACGUUCACUACACCGACAAUCAUUUGCAUAGGCACUAGACCAUAUAGACUUUACUAAUCCUAAUCAUCCUUACAAAAGGACAAAUACCAAAAGCAGCAGGACAAGCGAGUCGUCGAUUGUCCGUGAGACGGAAGCGGCGGCACCAUUGGAGCGAGUCGUGCUCCCUUGAGAGAAUCCGCCGACCCCAUUUUGCGAGCUUGCU